This is a messenger RNA of Spodoptera littoralis (African cotton leafworm), 3622 nucleotides long. The record is from the annotation of a GenBank genome assembly. NCBI's taxonomy places the organism in Eukaryota, Metazoa, Arthropoda, Insecta, Lepidoptera, Noctuidae.
GCGUCAAUUUGGCGCGAGAAAGGUUGUGAGGGAGGUGAUAUUGGGAACAUAAACGAAAAGCGCGCGAAUAAUAUUAUCGUGAAUACAGUGCCUGUGGAAAUUAAAAAAAAAAGUGAACUAAAAUCAUUGGAUUUUUAUUGUUGAUGGUUUUUUUUUGCGCGCGAAAUGUGGUGUGUUUUGAGAGUUGUGUGUAAUUAAUGUUAAAUUCUGAAGUAUGAUUAAGAACAAACAAAUGAGAUAACGCAUGUCCGGAGACUAAUUUUCAAGAUACGUCAGAUAAAAUGGACUAGAAAUAAUUUGGAGAAAUAAAGGGGAUUCAAAAUAUAACUCCAACAACCUUUGAUGUAGAAGAAUAUUGCAACGCUUGUAUUGGAAAAUAUGGGCGAGACCAUUAAAAGUUGCAGCAGAUUUCGAAGAAGGCAGGACGAUAUGCUUAAAUCUAGCUUUAUAUUCCUGCUCGUUACACUGGCCUGUGUAAAUUCGCAACACAUAACAGCUUGCUGUGACAAAGCCGAGGGGACGUGUCGCAGCGUAUGUGAGAAGAUGUCUUUAGUAGACAUUGCAUCAAAUUCGUCUACGUUUGAACAAUGGGUGCCAAACAUUUACAGAUUCUGCACACCACGACUAAUUGAGUUUUGGAUAUGUAUGAAUAAAACGAUUCAAGAAGUGGUAUCUGGUUCUGGUUGGUGGGGUCGCGCGUGUUGUUCCCUUGGCAGACUGGCGUCCUGUCGGCACGCAUGCGCCAUGGCAUCCAACGAGAGCGCGCUGAUCGGCGCCGGCGCUUGUCGUCGAUCUGAUGAGAUUGCCUUCUUUGACUGCGUACAACGGCAGCAGGAGGCUCAGCAUUGUUGUUCGCAGACCCAAUCCAUGACGUGUCACGAGGAGUGCCAGAAAGCGUUGUGGCGUCUAGGACAAUCACGGGUCGAUGUGCAGGCCAGAAGUACAGCGCUGCAGUCGUGUGAAGAGUCUCCUGAUUUAAUGAGGUGUCUCAGAGAUCUCACCGAUUCCGUCGUAUCCACAGAUACAGCUAAAUAUCUGCCUUGCUGUCGCGAAUCAAACAAACAAGAAUGCCAGCCAACAUGCGAGCGAGUGCUGCGGACUAAAAGUGUCUUGCAAGAAAUGGUGGAAGCUCUAGAAGUGGACUGUGGAGCUCCAUUGAUCCUCGACGGCUUCUGGCAAUGUUUCCUGAAGAUAGAUGCUCCACCUGAACCGAAGGAUCUGAUUCCUCAUGAUAUUGCUAAACUGCAUUGUUGCCAGAAGGCAGUGACAAUAAACUGUCGGAGACUAUGUUUCGAGACGUUCAACACUGGCUGGCAAACUAACUGGCAGAAGUUCUACUCGGAGUGUUUGGGAGAUCCCCAGGAGAUCACUCUCUCUGAGUGUAUGGACGACGUGGACGCCCCAUGUUCCCUGGGUUGCGCAGGUCUAACAUACUGUAGCCAGUUGAACAGUCGGCCGACCACUCUGUUCCGCUCCUGCACCGCACAGGCAGACCUUGAGGCUCAUUUAGCAGUCGCCGAACAAAAGGGAAGUGGGGUUCUGAUGGUAUCUGGAAUGGAACUGCCUCUCAGAAAUUCAACUCAAUGUCCUAUUGAUAUUUGGAAGAGCGUAGCCUGUGCACUACACGUCAAACCAUGUACGGCCAAGUGCGCACGCUUAGUGUCGUCGUGCGUGGAGUGGGCGCGCGUCCCCGGCACUCUGACCGCGCGGGCACUCUGUGCGCGCCUCACUCCCACCGACCCUAGCGCGCCCUGUGUACCACUGCACCAGUUCAUGUCGCCUAGUACCGAGGCUCCCUUGCUGUCAGCGAAGGAAGUGGUGACGUCACCGUGUGCAGGGUCCCCAUGCAGCGCUCCACAGACAUGUGUCAUCAACAGGAACUGUCUACAGGGCGGGACCUGUCCACGGUAUUACUGCGUCGAUGGUUGUCCACUUGGCGACAGUUCUUCCCAAAUAGUACCAGUGGGUUCUUGGGUGCGGGUUCCAAUGCCGUCCUCGCUACACAAAGCGUGUUUCAAGAUCUGUCGCUGUGGCCAUAAAGGACUGACUGACUGCCAACCUCUGCCCUGCGUGGAGAUGGAGAACUGUCAGCUACAUGAUAGAGAAGUUAUGCAAGGCUCCAAGUACUACAUGGAGUGCAACGCGUGCGCGUGUCGCGGCGGAGAGCGAGUGUGUGCGCGGCGCGCGUGCGGGCGGGCGGCCGCCGCGCUGCCGUGCUACUGCCCGCCGCACCACCUGCCCGUGCGCGCCAGGCACGCGCCCUACCCCAACGCUUGUCUCGCCAAAUGCGCAGGAGCAUCAGACGGCGAGAUAGAGUUUGGCACGAGCUCUCCGUGCGCGAGCGCAUCGUGUGGACGGCGCCAUGUUUGUAUGCCUGCACCCAACGUGUGUCUGUCGCGGCUACAGACAUCUUGUCCACAGUAUCAUUGCGUGAGCACAGUGAACUGCAACGCUCAGCCAGGCCUCCCAGUGUGUGACACGGACGGCCGCACACACAGUAACCCCUGCCACCUCGUCAUGAGCGGGAGGAAGUUUGCCUACUGGGGACCUUGUCUACAGGGCUGCUCGCCUGCUGGUCCAGUUUGCGGCGUGAACGGAGUAUCUUACAUAUCAGAGUGCGCAGCCUGGGCGGAGUACGUGAGCGUGGAUUAUGCGGGACCUUGUCUCGCUGUAGGACCGAUAUCAGAUCACAUGGAGCCAAAGUGUGCCCUCAUAGAUAGAAUCAUCUGUCCUCCACUGAAGAAACCAAACUGCCUUGGCUUCACCGCUCCAGGCGCUUGUUGCCCCAAAUGCGGAGGAGCUCUCAGAAUCCUUUACUCAAAGAAACAAAUUGACAGAGCCUUAUACGGCACCAACAUCUCAGCGUCAGUUAUAAACUUGAACAACAUUUUGAGAGCUCUAGAGAGACAUGUGAAGAUAGCCGAGUGUGCCCUCAGAGGGUACCUCACCAUUGAAAUGGAAAUAUUUGUGACUGUAGAAACUAUGUUAGAGAACCCGACAGACUUACAACUCAAUGUGUGUAUUCUGGAAGCGGAGAAGAUAGCAGACAUGAUCAAUAGAGAAAGUGUUCUAAUCACAAGUGAUUUAGGUUUAAGUUCGUUGGCAUACGCGUUGACUGUCCACACAUUACCCACUCAAGGUGCACAUACUAUAAGUUUGUCCAUAGGUGCUUUAUUAGCGUGUAUAAGUAUCUACGUGUUAAGGUAAGACCAUGUCAUUACUAGACUUGUAUAUUUGUACAGUAGCUGUAAAUAUUGUGUAAUUACUUUAGUGCCAUCGUUAGAAACGUAUACAAAGAAUUUAGAGAUUAUGCUUUGGUUUGCUUUAAAAUCAGGCACAAAUUGUUUAGUCAUGUUGUCACGUGAGUUCAUUGUGCCAUUUAGACUGUAGCUGUAAUGACAAUGUCUUUGACUUCGCACUGUCAGUGCGCGAUAGACUGCAACUAGCAUUUUAUAACAUUUUUACACAAAAGACAUUUAUUGUAAAGUACUCGUAGUCUUUAAACCAAAUAUGUAUUACAUUUAUAACUUUGUUGUUAAUUUUUAGAUGUUUAGAUAUUUUGAAAAUGUGAAUAUUGUUUAUCUACAAGCUUAAAAGUUAUUAAAAUUAAAACAAUUUUUAU